AACAACUAUCACUGGCGGGAAAUAACUUAGAAGGGGUCAUUCCAUCGGGUUUAGGCUCACUAAAGGGUCUGCAAGUAUUGGAUCUUUCCCGGAGCAAUCUUUCUGGUGAAAUCCCGAGAUUCUUAGAAGGCUUGCAGUUGCAAAUAUUGAAUCUGUUUGACAAUAAUUUUGAGGGAGCAGUGCCAGUUGAUGGACUUUUCAGUAAUGCAAGUGUGGUUUCUAUCACGGGAAACAGUAAGCUUUGUGGGGGAUCAGCUGAGUUGAAUUUGCCAAAAUGCAUCCCUGAGAGGAAAAAUCAGCGUUUGACCUUAGCACCAGUCAUCUCCAUAGUCUCGGUGCUGCUCGGUGUGGCGUUUUUUCUUCUCUUUCUCUAUUGCUACUCAUUCAAGAAGGAAAAAAAGGACACUUCUUCUGAUUCUUCUAAUAAGUUGUUCCCAACUAUGUCGUAUCAUAGCCUUCUGAAAGCUACCAAUGGCUUCAGUGAAGCCUACUUCAUUGGUGUUGGUGCAUUUUGCUCCGUGUAUAAAGGGAUCAUCAGUGAGGGCGACGGGGAAGUGGUGGUCGCAGUCAAGGUGCUUAACAUGUUUAAGCAGGGAGCUGCUUCGAGCUUCUUAGCAGAGUGCCAGGCCCUGAGGAAUAUCAGACAUCGCAACCUUGUCAAGGUAAUUACAGCGUGCUCGAGUGGCGAUGGUAAUGGAAACGACUUCAAGGCCCUUGUGUAUGAAUACAUGCCCAGUGGGAGCCUAGAGUACUGGUUACAACCGGCUCUAGAAGGAAAUCAGGCCCGUGUAAUGAAAAGAAACCUAAGUCUGGUCAGAAGGCUGAACAUUGCAAUCAAUGUUGCUUCUGCGCUAGACUAUCUUCAUCAUCAGUGUGAAACUCCAAUUGUCCACUGCGAUCUGAAGCCAAGUAAUAUUCUUUUGGACGAGGAAAUGGUGGCACAUGUAGGUGAUUUUGGGCUCGCUCGAUUUGUUACAGAAGGACCCAUCCCAACAAGUUCAAUUGGUAUCAGAAGUUCUACUGGUUACGUUCCUCCAGAAUAUGGGAUGGGGAGCGAAGCUUCAACCCUUGGUGAUGUCUACAGUUACGGCAUCCUCCUACUAGAGCUGUUCACUGGGAAGAGACCCACUGAUGAAAUGUUUGAUGAAAGCAUGAAUCUUCACAGCUUUGCUAAGAUAGCUAUGGUGGGUCGAGUCAAAGAUAUCAUGGAUCCUGUACUCGUGGAGGAAGUAUCAUCUCCAACAUAUCAUCAGAAAACAGCAAAGGCCUGGGCAUGUUUGGCUUUGAUAUUUCAAAUAGGACUAGCAUGCUCUGCCAAGGUGCCGAGGGAACGAAUGAGGAUUGGCCUUGUGGUGACCAAGCUGGCCUCAAUCAGAAACAAACUUCUGGAAACUGAUAAAGGUGAAUGCUCUUAAUAGGUUAAUUCUUUAAAUCAUGGAUCCUUUCAUCUGGAAAGGCUAUGCAGUAGAACAAAUCAGUGACCGCUAUAUAUCUCACUCUUAAAUCUCAAUUAUUUCCUGAAGCUCAAACUGGUCUCCAGAAGUCUUUGAUUCAAGAAUCUUUUUGUCUUUUUGUCUUUUUAUUUUUAUGUCAACUUGAUUCUUCGCGUUUUGGUCGUCAUCUCGCCACUUGUUUCAAUAGAGGAAAUUAGACACAGAGUUUGCUGGAAUCAAAUCCCAAGUAAGAGAUGACCAUAUGGGACACUCAAAUUUAGUUUGCGAUUGGCAUGGGAUUGUAGGCAACAAACCAACACUCUUCUUGAGUGGCAAUACGUCUCGUGG
Messenger RNA from Punica granatum (pomegranate), 1781 nucleotides. NCBI's taxonomy places the organism in Eukaryota, Viridiplantae, Streptophyta, Magnoliopsida, Myrtales, Lythraceae. The record is from RefSeq and is a predicted model, not a curated record.